UCCUGCAGACUGAAGACAAAAUGUCCUGAUGGACAAGAUCCGACCAAGAGUGAAGUUUGGAAACAAAGUGCAUGAUGUGAAACUGCGGAAGAGGAAAUCCCAACUGUAUGCAAAUGAAAAUGAAUGUCCUCUGAACAACGUUGGUCUCAGAGCCAGAGUUGUUGCGUUUUCUGUCGUGUUCAGACUCAUCAACUGUUUCCUGGUUCAGAGCAGCUUUGUCCCUGAUGAGUACUGGCAGUCUCUGGAGGUUUCUCAUCGUAUGGUCUUCAAUUAUGGGUUUCUGACAUGGGAAUGGAAGACAGGAAUACGAGGAUUCUCUCAUCCACUCGUCUUUGCGAUCAUAUACAAGAUCUUACACUUGGUGAACCUGGACUCAGUCCAGCUCCUGAAAUGGCUUCCACGGAUGAUCCAAGCUCUCCUGGCUGCGUUUGCUGACGUCAAGUUCUUCUUCCUCAUCCGAACGCUGGAAAAUCAACACGUUACAAAAUGGACGUUUUUCUGUCACGUGUGCUCGUGGUUCUCGUGGUUCUGCUGCACCAGGACUCUGAGCAACAGCACAGAAACAUCCCUCACGUGUCUGGCUCUCUUUUACUUUCCUCUGUCUGGGUCCAAAACUCACAGCAGCAUGAAAUAUUUGAGCCUCGUUGCCAUGGCAGUGGUUUUCCGGCCGACGGCGCUGAUCGUCUGGUUUCCUCUGCUGCUGCAUCAUUUCUGUGAGGAAGAGAACAAACUGAGACUCAUCACUCAUCACUACAUCCCUAUAGGGGCUGCAGCUGUCGUCAUUUCAACUGUGAUUGACUGUAUCUUCUAUGAAAAGUGGACUUUGGUGCAGUUUAACUUCCUGAAGUUUAACGUCGUUCACGGAGUGGCAGACUUCUAUGGCUCUCACCCCUGGCACUGGUACCUGACUCAGGGGUUUCCGGUGGUGAUGGGGCCUCAUCUUCCCUUCUUUCUUCACGGAUGCUCCCUCGCCUUCAACAGAUACAAGAUCCUGUUGGCAGCAGUCGUCUGGACCGUCGUGGUCUACAGUUUUCUUCCUCACAAAGAGUUCAGGUUCAUCUUCCCCGUGCUGCCGCUCUGUAUGAUCUUCUGUGGGAAGUCACUGGCCAGUUUGAGAGAGUGGCGUCGGCCCGCAGCUGUGUUCUUGUUGCUCACAAACCUGGUUCUAGCGCUCUACACCGGCCUGAUCCACCAGCGCGGGACAGUGGACGUGAUGAACCACCUGCAGACGCUGUGUGACACGAGCAGCGCGUCCACCUCUGCACAGCCUGACGUCCUCUUCCUCAUGCCCUGUCACUCCACACCGUACUACAGCCACGUCCACUGUCCCAUAAAGAUGACGUUUCUCGAGUGUCCUCCUGACCUCGGAGAGGACGAUGCCGUGGACGAGGCAGAGACAUUUUACCGCGAGCCGCUUCACUGGCUCAAAACCUCCUUUCCGUACAAAUCUUCUCUGCCCACACACCUGGUUCUGUUCAAUGUUUUGGAAAAGGAAAUCUCCGUGUUUUUACAGGCAAACAAGUUUGUGAGGACGGCAGAAAUAUUUCACACUCACUUUCCACAAGGACGAGUCGGAGGAAGCAUCUUUAUUUAUGAAAGGCACUGACACAGGAAGCUGAUCACGACAAUAUUGUAUGAUUUGACACUAAAAUAAAUAUUUCAUCAUGUUGAAAUAUCCUCAAA
Solea solea (common sole) is the source of this 1683-nucleotide messenger RNA. It is a transcript of the gene pigb, whose product is annotated as phosphatidylinositol glycan anchor biosynthesis, class B. Gene Ontology annotation, biological process: GPI anchor biosynthetic process. The transcript has 12 exons. The record is from RefSeq and is a predicted model, not a curated record. Gene Ontology annotation, cellular component: endoplasmic reticulum membrane. Lineage: Eukaryota; Metazoa; Chordata; Actinopteri; Pleuronectiformes; Soleidae. Bases 29 to 1606 code for a protein of 525 amino acids. Gene Ontology annotation, molecular function: alpha-1,2-mannosyltransferase activity.